GACCGUACGGCACUUCCGCCCGUCCAGCUUCGCCCGGAACCUGCGCCGCCGGCGCGGACAUGGGGGCCGCCGGCGUGGCCCGGCUGCACGGGCUCUUUGCGACCUACAAGCCCCCCGGGCUGCACUGGAAGCACCUGCGGGAUACGGUGGAGCUGCAGCUUCUGAAGGGUCUCAAUGCUGGGAAGCCGCCUGCCCCUGAGCAGCGUGUUCGCUUUCUGCUGGGCCCUGUGGAAGGCAGCGAAGACAAGGAGCUGACCCUCACAGCCACCAGUGUGCCCACCCUCACCAACCAUCCGCUGGUACGUGGACCAGCAUUCACCAGCCUGAAGAUUGGUGUGGGACACCGACUGGAUGCCCAGGCAUCUGGGGUGCUUGUGCUCGGCGUGGGACAGGGACGCAGUCUCCUCACCGACAUGUACAACGCACACCUCACCAAGGAUUACACGGUUCGCGGCCUCCUGGGCAAAGCCACGGAUGACUUCCGCGAGGACGGGCGGCUGGUGGAGAAGACAACAUAUGACCACGUGACCAGAGAAAAACUGGAUCGAAUCCUGGCGGUGAUCCAAGGCUCCCAUCAGAAGGCCCUGGUGACGUACUCCAACCUCGAUCUGCAGACCCAGGAGGCCUACGAGAUGGCCGUGAAAGGCUUGAUCCGGCCCAUGAACAAGUCCCCGAUGCUGAUAACUGGCAUCCGAUGCCUCCACUUUGUGCCUCCAGAAUUCCUCUUAGAGGUGCAGUGCAUGCACGAGACGCAGAAGCAGCUGCGGAGACUGGUGCAUGAAAUCGGCCUGGAGCUGAAGACCACCGCUGUCUGCUCCCACGUGCGGCGCACGCGAGAUGGCUUCUUCACCCUGGAGGAUGCCCUCCUGAGGACCCAGUGGGACCUGCACAGCAUCCAGGAUGCCAUCCAGGUCGCAGCCCCCCGGGUGGCAGCUGAGCUGGAGAAGAACUUGAGGCUGGGGCCGGGCACCCAGCAGCUCCAUGGUCCAGGCUGGCAUGGGGACAACGAGAGGCCAAGCCCUGCCUUGGAAAGCUGGACAGCGGGUGGGUAAAGAUCAGAGUUGUUCAUGAGCUGGGACGGACGACUGCAGAGAGAGUAGGGGAAGUUGUAUUACAUGAGAUGUGAGACUUUGAAGCUGUAGGAGAAAACACUUGACCCAACUGAAAAGGAAAAACUUUUAUAUGGAGAAAAAGAUGAUACAUGCAUGACAGACUGAUAAAAAUAUUUGCAAUACUUAAUGAAGAACUGAUAUCCAUAAUAUAGAAGGAGCUCUUAUAAAACAAGAAAAUUGGGCAAAUGACAUGAAUCAUAUGUAUAUAUUUAAAAAUAAAUAAAUAAAUAAAUAAAU
Myotis myotis is the source of this 1349-nucleotide messenger RNA. RefSeq names its product TruB pseudouridine synthase family member 2 (gene TRUB2). Bases 60 to 1052 code for a protein of 330 amino acids. Gene Ontology annotation, biological process: pseudouridine synthesis; RNA processing. Gene Ontology annotation, molecular function: RNA binding; pseudouridine synthase activity. The record is from RefSeq and is a predicted model, not a curated record. NCBI's taxonomy places the organism in Eukaryota, Metazoa, Chordata, Mammalia, Chiroptera, Vespertilionidae. The transcript is spliced from 8 exons.